Messenger RNA from Gongylonema pulchrum, 273 nucleotides. Lineage: Eukaryota; Metazoa; Nematoda; Chromadorea; Rhabditida; Gongylonematidae. The record is from the annotation of a GenBank genome assembly.
AUGAACAGCAGCACAACCAUCACUCCUCACACUUGCUCCUUUUCUGAAUCAAUCCCCAGCGAACUGUCAAUCACUGUGGUCCCAGCAGAAAAAUGGUUCAUAAAGGAUCUUCUCAAACAGUUAGGUAAAUUCAGCCAAGGAUCACCGAACCUGAAUCUAAUGCUGGCCAGCAAUGAAUCGAGUGAAGAGACAGUGGACUUAUGUGCCAAUCUGAAUGAUCAAAAUAAUCGGGACGGCCUUUCACGUGAACCGACAUUCAGUGACGUAAAGUAG